AUGGCCGUCAAGAAGACGAUGUCGAUCUUUGACAUCCCCGCGACCAAGGCUGCUCGCGAAGACAAACUGUCCGUUGACGGACGCAGAGCUUCGGGACCCUUCCGCCAGAUGUGCGUCGCGGAAGAGGAGCGGAUUGCAGAGGACCUGAACACCUGCAGGGCACUAUCAAGCGACUCCGGGGAGAGACACGUCGAAGUUCCAGGUGUUGGUGUGGGGCUCCUGUUGGCGUUGGCGUUCAUGUUCCCAGCGAGUCAGCAUCGACUGGGAUACUCCGCGGACCCCGCUAUCGAUAACAUCGACGACGUCUAG
Cyclocybe aegerita is the source of this 309-nucleotide messenger RNA. The record is from the annotation of a GenBank genome assembly. NCBI's taxonomy places the organism in Eukaryota, Fungi, Basidiomycota, Agaricomycetes, Agaricales, Hemipholiotaceae.